Messenger RNA from Chanos chanos (milkfish), 2367 nucleotides. RefSeq names its product guanine nucleotide binding protein (G protein), alpha inhibiting activity polypeptide 3 (gene gnai3). The transcript is spliced from 9 exons. Bases 536 to 1600 code for a protein of 354 amino acids. Gene Ontology annotation, biological process: G protein-coupled dopamine receptor signaling pathway; adenylate cyclase-modulating G protein-coupled receptor signaling pathway. Gene Ontology annotation, molecular function: GTP binding; G-protein beta/gamma-subunit complex binding; GTPase activity. Gene Ontology annotation, cellular component: heterotrimeric G-protein complex; cytoplasm. The record is from RefSeq and is a predicted model, not a curated record. Lineage: Eukaryota; Metazoa; Chordata; Actinopteri; Gonorynchiformes; Chanidae.
UACAGCUUUCAGUCGCGAACUUUUAUGUAAUUGGGAUAUUUUUCUGCUUAAUGGAACGGGUUUUCCGGAACUUCAUUGGAUACUUCUUUACAAAAACCACAUAAAUAUCAGGUGUUUCUUUUCUUUCCUUUUCCUUUUACCAGCUAAGCCAAGCCGUUUCAAUGGCCACUUUUUAGUCAGCGGACAGCUAACUGUUACUCCAGUCAGUUUGCUGUGUCUGGUCAGAUCGCCAGCAUUUUCAGUAGUCAAUACAACGAAUUUCUUUUAAAUUGGGGUUCUGAAAACAACGAAGGCACGGGGUAUUUUAACGGUAUUGAUGACUGUCUUUCUUUAUUUUAUACGACAAACUUUCCUGCGAUUGGCAGUAGGCUACUUCGUGUUGCUCUUUUUCCCAUGUGAGAAUCAGUGCCAACGCCUUUUUCGGUCUCACGCUUCGCUGUUUUGCAAGCAGUAGGACGAAAUAUUAGAAACUGCAACAGAGGGGUCCUUUAGUUUGGUUGUUAGUUUAGUGAAACCAUAAAGCGGUCGUUUUAGAAUGGGUUGCACGUUAAGCGCAGAGGAUAAAGCGGCGGUGGAGAGGAGUAAAAUUAUUGAUCGGAAUCUGAGGGAAGAUGGAGAGAAAGCAUCCAGAGAGGUCAAACUGCUGCUUCUUGGUGCCGGGGAGUCUGGGAAAAGCACAAUAGUGAAGCAGAUGAAAAUUAUCCAUGAAGACGGCUACUCAGAGGAGGAGUGCAAACAGUACAAAGUGGUGGUUUACAGCAACACCAUCCAGUCCAUCAUCGCCAUUAUCAGAGCCAUGGGCCGACUGAAGAUUGACUUUGGAGACCCUGCAAGAGCAGACGACGCUCGUCAGCUGUUUGUCCUGGCUGGCAGUGCGGAGGAAGGGGUCAUGACGGCAGAGUUAUCUGGGGUCAUCCGUCGUCUGUGGCAGGACUCAGGAGUCCAGGCCUGCUUCAACAGAUCCAGGGAGUACCAGCUUAACGACUCGGCCUCUUAUUAUCUGAACGACCUGGACCGAAUAUCCCAGCCCAACUACAUCCCCACGCAGCAGGACGUGUUAAGGACUCGCGUCAAGACCACGGGAAUCGUCGAGACGCACUUCACCUUCAAAGAGCUCUACUUCAAGAUGUUCGACGUGGGUGGCCAGCGCUCCGAGAGGAAGAAGUGGAUCCACUGUUUCGAGGGUGUCACUGCCAUCAUAUUCUGCGUGGCUCUCAGCGACUAUGACCUCGUCCUAGCCGAGGACGAAGAAAUGAACCGCAUGCUGGAGAGCAUGAAGCUCUUCGACAGCAUCUGCAACAACAAGUGGUUCACGGAGACCUCCAUCAUCCUCUUCCUCAAUAAGAAGGACUUAUUCGAGGACAAGAUCAAGAGGAGUCCACUCACUAUCUGCUACCCGGAGUACACCGGUUCAAACACGUACGAAGAGGCAGCUGCCUACAUCCAGUGUCAGUUUGAGGACCUGAACCGGCAGAAGAGCGCUAAAGAGAUCUACACUCACUUCACCUGCGCCACAGACACCAAAAACGUACAGUUUGUCUUCGACGCCGUCACAGACGUCAUCAUCAAAACGAACCUGAAGGAGUGUGGACUCUACUGACGCACCGGUUUUGGAUGGGACUGCAGCUUGACCGAAUGGAGCACACAAGACGGAGAGCGUGUGAGGGGGAUCGCUAACGGACUGGGAAUAAAGAAUAGUCGUGGGCCACGUUUGGCUGGCUGCAUGCGGACUCUUUGUAAAACCUCUGUACCUAAAUCUGCAUCUUGAAGGCUUUCUUCUCGACUCUCUCUCUAAAGGGAACCUUCUCUGUCAUUUUUCAGUUUUUAUUUUUGAUUUUUUUUGUUUUGUUUUGUUUUGUCCUUUCCUGAAUGCAACAUGGCAGUUGGAGGACUGUAUCAAUUGUGCUGGCAUUUGUUGUUGUUUUUUUGUUUUGUUUUUUCUGCCAGGUGAUCUCUUUCAUUCCAGUGUUCACAAUUCCUCUGAGAUGGUGACAUGAUUUCAGCUCUAUGCACGUUGACCAAAUUUGAUCUUCUCUCCUGACUUUCUCACUCAGCAUUUAAUGACCUGUCAGUGAGGCAGGUUUAAGCUUCAGAAACAUUGUCUACACCGUACAGUUUUACCACACCGUUUUCUAUGGUUUUUAAGAAGUGAAAUUACAUUUUGCGCAAGAAGUGAAAUGAACUACACAUACACUUGAUAACUGUGACUUUCACACUUUUAGGCCGAUCUCAUUGUCCACUUUUAAAGUAACUUAUUAAUAUUUAGAUUUUUUUUUUCAUUGAAGUUUGCAACUGUCACUUGUCAAAAUGUUACUGAAAUACUGUGGAUACUUUGCUUGUGCAGAUUUCAACUUUUUGCUUUUUUUU